AUGAGAGCGCGCGGCGCUGAUGACUCAGCAGUGUCCAGGCAGACCCGCAGCUCCCAGCGUUCCCCACCUGGACCCCACCUGCGCCCCCCGGGCCCCAGCGCCCCCCGCCAGGGGAAUUUGGGGAGGUGGGAGGGGGGCAGCGCCAAGGCCGGGCCCCCCCGCGCUGUGGUGGCGGGAGCGGCUGCAGUGGGGACCGAGUGCGGGCGGGAGCGGCCGAGAAACACGAAGCAGCACAAGGCGGCCAGGAGAUCCAGGCAGAGCUCAGAGCUGGUGGAGAAGCCUCAUGGAGGGGAGAAGCCCCACAAGUGCUUGGAAUGCGGGAAGGAUUUCAGCAACAGAUACAGGCUGAUGCGGCACCAGAGGAUCCACACUGGGGAAAAGCCCUAUGAGUGUGGGGAAUGUGGGAAGGGAUUCAGCCAGAGCUCCCACCUGAUCCAACACCAGAGGAUCCACACUGGGGAACGGCCCUACGAGUGUGGAAAAUGCACAAAGUGCUUCUGGACAAAAUCUGAACUGAUGAUGCACCAGGUGAUCCACACUGGAGAACGGCCCUACACCUGCUGGGAAUGUGGGAAGAGCUUUGGGCAGAGCUCCAACAUGAGAAAACACCAGCGCAUCCACACUGGGGAGAGGCCCUACGAGUGUCCUGUGUGUGAUAAGACGUUUCGGACCAGCUCCCAUCUCCUGGAACAUGAGCGGAUUCACACAGAGGAGAGGCCCUUCCGCUGCCCCGACUGCGGGAAGGGAUUCAAGCGCAACUCCCAUCUCAUCACGCACCAUCGCAUCCACACCGGGGAGAGGCCCUACGAGUGUCCUGAGUGUGGGAAGAGCUUCUCACAGAGCGCAAACUUGACCAAACACCAACGGAGCCACCAGUAAGGGAAGCCCUGUGAGUGCCCCGAGUGUGGGAAGAGCUUCGUGCUCUGCUCCAGCUCCAUCCCCCAUGGGAGGAUCGGUGUUGGAUGAUCCCCAGUGACCCCCGUUGGGCAGAGCCCUGGUGAUCCGUGGUCCUGGUGAUCCAUGUUGGGAGGACACCUGGCUGGGGGGCUCUGCAUCAUCCUGUCUCCCUGUGGACACCUGGAUGAAUGCAGGGGCAGGAACGCCCAUUGGAAUGCAAACUGAGAUUGGGAAUUCCUUGGGGAGAGUGGAUUUGUUGACUUUCAACCCCAGAAAAUCUUCUGUGUUGAAUCUUGUCUUCUGAUGGCAUCCAGGAAUACUGAAUGCUCUUGGAGGUCUUUUCCAAUGUGGUGGUUUGUAAAGAUAUGCUGAAAUUUUUACCUGCCAGGACCUGGGCAGUCUCCCUUGUAUCUGACCAGAACCAAUCAGUGUUGGAUUGUUAAUAUUCACACAUUAUUACAGCAAUAAGCAAGUUUCUGCCUCUUUGUGAAACACACAUGUACAGACACAAAGCCCCGGGCAAGUUCUCUUUCCCUGCCGGCCUCUCCCACAGGAACAGCAGCCCGGGCCGGGCAGGGGCAGGCGGGCUCUGACUCAGAGCUCAGGAAGCCGCCGGGCCCCGUUUUCCAGCAGGGACCCCGAUGUGCAGGGCAAGGAAAGGCCAGGCCCGUUGCUGCCAUCGCUGCCCCCCCGGCAUGGCCGCGGCUCGGCAGAACCCUGCCCUGGCCCGGCCCGGAGCGGCUCCGAACGGCCGGGCCCGCCCCGCUGCCCCCGCGGCCUGGGGGAAAAACAACUGAGCCCCGUUCUGGCAAGGCCCCCACAGCCUUGUCUGCUGGGCAGGGGGGAGGAAGAACCCCCGGCCCGCGGCUGGAAUUGAGUGCAGCGGGCGCCGGAGAACAGCCAUGAGAGCAGAAACUCAUCAGCGCUUCUCGGACUGAGCCCUGCAGUCCUCAGCCAGCCCCAGCGGGGCCUUGAAAGACUCUUUAUGGUAAAUAACUGCGACCGCCCACCUGGAAAAAAUCACAGAACCCUCUGCUGCCCGGGCAAGGUAUUAACUCUUUCAAUGCCCAGAAUAAAACUUUACAGA
Molecule: messenger RNA, 1984 nt
Organism: Catharus ustulatus (Swainson's thrush)
Lineage: Eukaryota; Metazoa; Chordata; Aves; Passeriformes; Turdidae
Product: zinc finger protein 629-like
Biological process (GO): regulation of transcription by RNA polymerase II
Molecular function (GO): DNA-binding transcription factor activity, RNA polymerase II-specific; RNA polymerase II cis-regulatory region sequence-specific DNA binding
Source: RefSeq, a predicted model, not a curated record